Molecule: messenger RNA, 416 nt
Organism: Strongylus vulgaris
Lineage: Eukaryota; Metazoa; Nematoda; Chromadorea; Rhabditida; Strongylidae
Source: the annotation of a GenBank genome assembly
AUGGUAAUGUGGGAAGAAAAGAAGUUUCUAAUAGGAGCUGGUGUCGGUGCUUCGAUACUUGUUUACUAUGUUAUCAGGCGCCUCAGAGAAAACUCUAAAAAUAAUGAUUUGAUUCCAAUCGGGACGGUGAAGGAGUUGUAUGUUUAUCCUGUGAAGUCAUGCAAAGGAAUUAGUGUGUUCUCCUUCUACUGCCAUCCCCUUGGCCCGGUUUCUGGAGAAAACUUUGAUCGGUUCUUCAUUGUCAUAGAUGGCAAAACUGGACGGUUUUAUACAGCUCGGCAGAAGCCUGUGAUGGUAACUAUAGAGUGUAAAGUUUCCGACAAUACUCUGCUGGUAAGGACCAAGGAAGGCAAUAGCGUAACAGUUGAUAUCGACAGUGUUCGCAAAAACAACUGUUUAAGAACAGCAAUGUGAGU